Molecule: messenger RNA, 1288 nt
Organism: Pectinophora gossypiella (pink bollworm)
Lineage: Eukaryota; Metazoa; Arthropoda; Insecta; Lepidoptera; Gelechiidae
Gene: Desi
Exons: 5
Coding region: 1-735 (244 amino acids)
Source: RefSeq, a predicted model, not a curated record
AUGAGCUCGAAAGUUGUUAGUUUUUUGGUGUGGCACCUUUUAGUUGUCGCGUGUCUGGUCAAAGGGGAUUAUAGGAAUGAUGGGGGAUUUAUGCCGAGUCCUAGCUACCGGACGGAAGAUCAGCUAGCGGAGCCCUCAGCUAGGGUGGACAAGAGUCGAGAGGACCGGGAGAGGGACAACCAGCCUGAGAGGACGCAGAGGUUCGGUAUCUCUACCUAUGGGAGCACUGGGGCACAGGGUCCUUACGGCGGCACGGCUCCCGGCUUGUACGGUCCAGUGAAGAUAGACCUUGGUGGCGUGCUCAUAGGGUCCAUUCUGGGCUUCGGAGCUGUCAUCAUCCUGCCUAAGAUCAUACAUGCACUGUCUUAUGGAUACGGAGGAUAUGGGCGAAGCUUGGAACCCGACCUGCAGCAAGCGUCCGACAUGCUGAACAAGCUGGAUGAGACGCUCAGUCGGUACAACAUCGACUCUGCAGCGUGCAUGCAACGACUCGCGUGCUCAUACGUGCAGCUUGCCAACGAGAACAUGGUUACUGGAAAUGCCACUGACUUCGAUGCUUUGCUCUCUAACUUAUCCAGCAACUCUCUGAUCCGACGUAUGCUAGACGGGACGACAAUUUACGAGGCAAUAUCAGCUGGACAGUCGUUGGACAACAACUGUCAGACAUUGUACCCCAAGUGCAAACUGGACAAGAAGACUGUCGUCAAAAUGCUAACUCAACUGGUCCCGUCAUAACGUAAAUAUUUUGUACAGGCAAUUGAAUAUGGAGCAUCGGAUAAUACUAAUUAAAACAAAGAUAUUGUAUUGCAAAUAAUAUGAAAAAUCCGAAGAAAUACUUCUUUUCUAUAGUUUUUAAGAGCUGUUGGUUUCCCAAAUAUUAAAUCAUCAUUAUCAGCUGUACGACGCUCAUUGCUGGGCAUAGGCCUCCCCCAAGGAUCUCCACGACAAUCGGUCCUGCGCUGCCCACAUCCAGCGGCUUCCCGCGACAUUCACCAGAUCGUCGGUCCACCUUGUAGCCGGCCUACUCACUGAGCGUCGUCCGACACGCGGUCGCCUUUCGAGAACGAGAAAGAAAGGAAAGAAGAAAAUAUUAAAUAAAUAAAUAAAAAUAUAUACUUCAUUUUGCAGAGGUGAUAAUAACGGGCGAUCAUUUGUAGCGGUCUUAAAAGCUAAUUAGUUGUAAAUACAUUUUCAUAGAAUAAUUUAGAACACAUAAUUGCAAUUUAGACGUAAUAUUAUGGAUUAGGUAUCCAUAUCCGAUGCUACCAGAAUCAUAAUGCCCCACCCU